This is a messenger RNA of Sphaeramia orbicularis (orbiculate cardinalfish), 5050 nucleotides long. It is a transcript of the gene efna5b, whose product is annotated as ephrin-A5b. Gene Ontology annotation, molecular function: ephrin receptor binding. Gene Ontology annotation, cellular component: external side of plasma membrane; plasma membrane. Gene Ontology annotation, biological process: ephrin receptor signaling pathway; regulation of cell-cell adhesion; regulation of actin cytoskeleton organization. The record is from RefSeq and is a predicted model, not a curated record. Bases 1097 to 1708 code for a protein of 203 amino acids. Lineage: Eukaryota; Metazoa; Chordata; Actinopteri; Kurtiformes; Apogonidae. The transcript is spliced from 4 exons.
UCGGCGUCUGGAGCUGCCUGCCUUGGCUGCCUUUGCUCUCACCUUUUUUUUCUGCGUGCGUGGGUCCCCGGCGGUGCAACCUAAACAUAAGAAAGAGGAACUACACAGCACGCACAUGGAACAACGCAAGGUUUUUUCCUUCCACACGCGUCGCACGAUGGCUUAUAUAUGAAGAAGACGCACUGGGAUGCGGACAGAAACAAGCAUCUCAACGGAGAGAAGCGCAUGAGAAAACACAACCCUGUCCGUCCUCUCUCCAACACCGAGAAGGACUCCUCCCCACCUCGGCCGUGACACCUCCAAUAAAUUGCUCAGCAGGGAUAACAGUCUAUUUCUCCUCUAUUUUUUUUUUUUUUUUUUUUUUUUUUUUUGUGUGUGUGUGUGUAUACAUUGGAAGCGAACCGGAGCCUGAUCGUGUUCUGUGACUGUAUGGCUUUAAAAAGUUGCCUGGAGAACAUGGACAUCUGACGUGCGCCACUCGGCGUCAUUGGACACAUUUGAGACUCUGUCAUUUCUCUAUCACAUUUGGACUGACUAUUCCCCCUGCGCCCUGGGUUUGGAGUAAGAAGAAGUGUUGAGCAGUUGUCAUUUGCUCUAACACAAGGCUACGUGCAGUGGCUCCGCGCAAAGGUGGGGGGGGAGACACUCAGCGUCCACGGCACAGAAGACCCUGCCUGUUGUGUGUCCUCCGCAUUCAUAUGUGCUGAUCCUACUGCUGGGGAGACAUAGCCUUGUUUUGUUUUGUUUUGUUUUUUUUAAAUCAGCCCACCUCGGAUGUGUCAGAGCUGACACUGCAUGCACCCAAACCUGUGAUUCAUCCGGAUCCACGUACGACCCGCAGCGUGGACAAAACACAGUGACGCGUUGGGUUUUAUAACUUCAAUCCGAACAAGUGUCAUCCCAAGUGUCCCUUGUAUUGUCACACACACUCGUCUCCCGUGUUGGUUCGUAUGCAUCGGGUGUUGGUGCUUCUUGGACAUUCAUAAAGUGCGUCCACAUGUGAAUGCGCCUCCUCACCUGUCCCCCCUCAGCAGAACCAACUCCUACCGACUGACCCCCACUCCAGAGGAAUACGUGCCGAAGUUUUACUGUAGUGAUGCUGCAAGUGGAAAUGGUCCUGUUCGUUUGCCUGGUGCUGUGGAUGUGUGUAUUUAGCCAGGAGCCCAGCUCCAAAGUGGUGGCCGACCGCUACGCCGUCUUCUGGAACCGAACCAACGCCAAGUUCCAUCGUGGAGACUACCAUAUCGACGUGUGCAUAAACGACUACCUGGAUGUCUACUGUCCUCACUAUGAAGACACAGUGCCUGAGGAGCGGACGGAGCGUUACGUUCUCUACAUGGUCAACUACGACGGCUACAGCACAUGCGACCACACGGCAAAGGGCUUCAAACGCUGGGAAUGCAACAGACCGCACUCCCCGAAUGGGCCGCUCAAGUUUUCAGAGAAGUUCCAGCUCUUCACUCCCUUUUCCCUGGGCUUUGAGUUCAGACCAGGCAGAGAAUACUACUACAUCUCCUCCACCAUUGCUGAGAACGGGAGGAAAACAUGCCUGAAGCUCAAAGUUUUCGUCCGACCAUCAAACGACACCAGCCAUGAAUCUGCUGAGCCAUCUCGAAGCGAUGAAACAAAUGCUGCAUCACACCUGCAGAAAACAAGUCCACUCCUGGCUGUAUUGCUGGCCUGCCUAGCAGCACUCUUCACUUUAUAGCGCCUCCCUCUUUCCUGGAGGGAUAUUACACCUAGCGUGGCCUGAAUCUGCCCAAGGCUGCAGGGAAGGGGCGGGAUUUGGGUGGAGCGUGUUUGCUUGAUUGGGUGUCAGAGCAGGCUUCUCAAGGAACCCUCUAUUUUUUUCAAAAAAUAUUUAAGUGGUCUUUCUCCGUUUGUGAGUGAAAAAAGUUGAUGUUGGAAGUGGGAGAGACAGUUCCCCCUCUUAAACCUUCAACUAAGAUGCCAAAUCCCGUUUUUUGACACUUAGUGAUUCUUAUUUUCCCGUGACUUUUGACAUCCCUUUACAUCAUGUUUAUGUCAUUUCAGCACUGAUGUUCACCCAUACACACAUGUAAUGCAUAAUCACAUACACAGAGACCCAAGCUUAGACUCAAAUACAAAAAAAAAAAAAAUGCCUCUACACUAACAGUUGAUAGCAGUAGGAUUGUUGCAAACUUGUAUUCAGUAGCAGUGUUACUCAGUAGGAAAGUUAAGAUUCUAGGUCUUAGAAAUGACUGUACAUACACAUAAAUAGUUGUCCCGAGACCUCUCAAGAAGCCUUUCAUAAACAUUUGAUCAAGUUUGGCUGGGUCAUACAGCAAGAGGCUAUUUUUGCACCUCCAUUUUGCAAGGCAAGUGCAGCACAAAGCAAGUGGAUCACGAAGACGUAGGAAAAGAAUAAUGGCUUUGAGCCGAGGUCAAGAACUAGACCACAGCACUGAAAGAUGGCAUAGCAUGCACCUUAGAUAUUCAUAAAUUGUGCCCAAUUGUCUCUUGAAUAUAAAGUGUGUGUAUAGGAUGAUAAGCUUCUUAGACUUUCAGAGAUUUAGUGUAAAACCUAUCGAACCACAUGGCAAGGUCUGUCGUCUUUUACAUAGAGCAUGCCAUUCUGCUCGGUAAAAAAAAAAAAAAAAAAAAAAAAAACUCUCAAGGCAAUUGACUAACAAAAACAGCUAAAAUUGAAACUUUCUCACCAGACUGCUAUCAACAUGGAGGAUCAAUAUCGUUUGAAAGUUGAUCACGCAAUUUCGCAGUAGCCGUCAUUGUCAUUUUAUACAGUGUUUACCGAGCUGGGCAGCAAUUGUUCUCUCUGUUCCAUUUUAAUGUAAGUCAAUAUUACCACUCCGCUGUUUUCUGUUCCUUCCGUUGAUUGUUAAAACGAUGGCUUAAAAAUGAUAAACAGCUAAAUUAAACGAUUUAUAUUUUUCUAAGACGUUAAUUUAUAUUACAUUGCAUACACUGUAAACUUUGCAUUUUUUGUACAACUACAGAGGUCAUAGACGAGACAUCUGCAAUUUUCAAUAGAUUAUUUCUCCUCACUUCUUUGUCACUUUAACCCAACUACAUGAAAAUAUUAAUUCGGUCUCUCAUAUUGAUGUAGACAGUGUAAGCACAGUGUUUACUGGACUGAUGCGUAGGUCCAAUUAGUUAAAAACAUAUUAUAUAAGCAGAUGAGCAACCAAUUUAAUUCAAGCCAGUGCUCAGCUCUAUUUAGUCUAGCCAGGUUUAUGUUAGCACUUGCACUCAAAGGAAAUCACUGUGCUAUAAUGAUAUUCAGCUUCCUUCAGCUCUCUCUGAUGCACACGGUGAGUUAGCAUAAUAAAAACUAUUAUGCCUUUUUUUUUUUUUUUUUUUUCCAAAUGAAGGGAGUUGUCUUUACUUUCAUAGAAGGACGGACAGACAGUUAAAUUAACUCCAAAACCGGCUUCCUUUCAGAUUCAGGAUUUGUAUGAGAACUUUAGGGUUUCAAUCGCUUUGGAACCAGAGACAGAAACAGAGAAAUUGAGCAAGAAAAGAAGAGCAGAAGCAAUUGCAUGUCCACCUCCAGCUCCUAGUGUUACUGGUUUAAGUGACUUUUUAAUGAGGUUCAAAAUGACAGGCAUGCGGACCCCAUGUUGUGGCAAGGGGAGUUAUUUCUGGUAUUAAAAAUAGAUGGUGGAAGGCCUGGGGGGUCUCGGGAGGGGGGGGUGUAGAUUUCCACCGUGGGGGGUUUUAAAGCACCAAUGACCUUGCAGUUUGAGAGAAUUGGUGAGUGAAGGAGACAGAAAGAAUUAAAAGGGGAGAUGCACACACAGAAAGACACACCAAGUAAGCGAGGGUAGUGUGACUCGAGUGCCUAUCUUAAACAAAACAACACAAAAACACCAGAAAUCCUUGGAACACUACUGUAAGAAAUAGCCAGUUCAGUGGCAAACAUUGUUCAGUAUCAUUCAGUCUCAGAAGGCAAGCACUGUUUUGGUUUUGCUUUGUUUUCAUUUUUCUGGCUGCCUUUUUAAAAAUUUUUAUCUUUUUUUUUUUUAAUUUUCCCUAGAAAGACUGCCUUUGCCUUUUUGUCAUUUGUUUCUUGCUCUAUGGUAACAAUGCUAUUAUAGCGGAAUAGCAGCUCAGCUAUGGGGGGUAAUAAGAGAUGAGGCCAUUUAAUGAGGUACUAAUUUUCAGGAGAACACCACAGGGAAUGAGCACCGCAUAAAAAUCAAAAUGGACGCUUGUCAGCAGAUUAACACUAAACUUCUAUCAAAAACCAGCUUCAAUUGUACUCUCUUAUAAUUACCAAUACUACUAUUUGUCAUUAUUGCUAUUAUUACCAUGGUUUAUUCUGUACACACCUUAACCUGGGAAAUGAGGAUCAACUUAUAAACUGGAUACUGUGUAUCCUGAGGUAGUCAACCAUAAAACAUGUAGUGUUAGGUUAGUAUCUGUUUUGUACCUUUCUGGAGGACAAAAGAAAAAAAAAAAAAAAACGAGAGACAUCAUUGUUAAAACUGUAUAAUUAUUAUUAUUGUUAUGAUGAUGAUGAUGAUUAUGACUAUUAUUAUUAGGAAAACUUCUUGAUGUAAAUAGUGUUUGAUAUUAAAGUAUUAAUUUGGUUCUUAUGUCUUUUCUAAAAAAUGAAUACGGUAUUAUCUCUGGGUUUUGCGGAGUGUGUACUGUCCUAAAACAAUGCAUUGUGUGCUUUGAUCCUCAAUGCCUAAUAAACUUUGAGCUAUUAUGAAGGGGAAACCUGUGGGAGCUGUACACGUAACACUGUACAGAAGGUUGGACAUUAGCCUACGAGUGGCUCACCUGUUACAUGUCUCAAACCAGUCACCAACCUUCACCAUCUCUUCACAUAAGGAUCCUGCCUCGGAAAGAAACACUUGGGACUUAUCGAAACGGCUAAUUUCUACUUUUUUUUGCCUUCAGUGUUUUGAAAGCAUGUUGGUCGGCUCAAAGCUUCGCCAUGAGUGGACUGUUGGCUUUUUAAUGGAAGGAUCUUGCCAGUUUCAUUAUGUGGCAUGCGCAUGAACUUGAUGACAUGUUAAAAGACAACAAGUUAAAAAAAAAAAAAAAAAAAAAAAAAAAA